Neltuma alba is the source of this 3507-nucleotide messenger RNA. RefSeq names its product glycine--tRNA ligase, chloroplastic/mitochondrial 2. The record is from RefSeq and is a predicted model, not a curated record. Bases 77 to 3286 code for a protein of 1069 amino acids. Gene Ontology annotation, molecular function: ATP binding; arginine-tRNA ligase activity; glycine-tRNA ligase activity. The transcript is spliced from 36 exons. Gene Ontology annotation, cellular component: cytoplasm; chloroplast stroma; mitochondrion. Lineage: Eukaryota; Viridiplantae; Streptophyta; Magnoliopsida; Fabales; Fabaceae. Gene Ontology annotation, biological process: glycyl-tRNA aminoacylation; arginyl-tRNA aminoacylation.
UAUCUCCGUCCUUAAUUUCGCAUUCCUAGGACAGCACAGUACUGCUAUCUGGCGUCCCUCUUCGGAGUCACUGGCCAUGGCUAUCCUGGCCCUCCCCUUAGUCGUCUCCGUUCUCAAGCCCCACCCUUCUCACCUCAUGGUGCUCCGGGCAGGCAAAGUCGCGGCCAACGGGUUAUGCUUGCCGCUCUCCCGCCGUCAAUUCACCAGUGCCAAUGUCUCUGCCGCUGGCGCUGCUUCGAUUUCACGGCAUUCUUCUACUGAGUUAAAGAGCCAGACUGAGAAAGGUUCUGUGCUUACUUUUCAGCAAGCCAUUCAGCGCCUUCAGGAAUAUUGGGCUUCUGUGGGAUGUGCCAUAAUGCAAUGCAGCAACACAGAGGUUGGAGCUGGGACUAUGAAUCCACUUACAUACUUAAGGGUUCUUGGUCCAGAGCCAUGGAUGUUGCGUAAGUACGCUGAACCUAGUAUCCGCCCUGAUGAUAGUCGGUACGGGGAAAACCCAAACAGGCUUCAAAGACACACUCAAUUUCAGGUAAUUCUGAAGCCUGAUCCUGGAAAUUCUCAGGAUCUUUUUAUUCACAGCCUAUCAGCUAUAGGUAUUGAUGUCAGUUCACAUGACAUACGAUUUGUGGAGGACAACUGGGAGAGUCCGGUUCUUGGUGCAUGGGGUUUGGGCUGGGAAAUUUGGAUGGAUGGGAUGGAGAUUACUCAAUUCACGUACUUCCAGCAGGCUGGAAGUCUCCAGCUGUCACCUAUUUCUGUUGAAAUCACUUAUGGUCUUGAACGUAUCCUCAUGUUACUUCAGGGGGUUGAUCACUUCAAGAAAAUUAAAUAUUCUGAUGCGAUUACAUAUGGAGAAUUGUUCUUGGAGAGCGAGAAGGAAAUGAGUGCAUAUUAUUUGGAGCAUGCCAGUGUUGAUCAUGUGCAGAAACAUUUUGAUUUCUUUGAGGAGGAAGCACGCUCUUUACUUGCUUUAGGCCUUCCAAUCCCUGCGUAUGAUCAGCUUCUGAAAACGUCUCAUGCGUUUAACAUCUUGGACUCAAGAGGCUUUGUUGGGGUAACGGAGCGUGCUCGGUACUUUGGUCGUAUGCGUAGUUUAGCUCGUCAAUGUGCACAACUUUGGUUGAAGACUAGGGAGUCACUGGGCUACCCACUUGGUUUCAUCUCUGAACCUGAAAAUUUAUCACUGCCAAAAGAAGUUUUGGUGGCUGCAGUUGAUAAGGUGCAUGAUCAAUCAAGAGCAUUUGUUAUUGAAAUUGGAACUGAAGAGAUGCCACCUCAAGAUGUUGUUGAUGCAAGCAAGCAACUAAAGGAUUUGAUGUUGCAAUUGCUUGAGAAGCAAAGGUUGGACCAUGGCGAAGUGCAAGCGUUUGGUACCCCACGAAGAUUAGUGGUCACUGUUGAAAAUCUUUGCACCAAACAAGCUGAAAAGGAGGUUGAGGUUCGAGGGCCUCCUGUAUCAAAAGCAUUUGAUGAACAAGGAAAUCCAGCAAAGGCCAUUGAAGGGUUUUCUCGUAGAUAUUCUGUCCCACUGCACUUGAUAUACAAGAAGGUUGAUGGAAAAACAGAAUAUGUUUAUGCUCGUGUAAAGGAGUCCUCAAGACAUGCCUUGGAGGUUUUAUCUGAAGAUUUGCCUGCUGCCAUUGCUAAAAUAUCUUUUCCAAAGACAAUGCGCUGGAAUUCUCAGGUAAUGUUCAGCAGGCCUAUACGUUGGAUUUUGGCCAUGCAUGGGGAUGUAGUAGUCCCAUUUAUGUUUGCUGGGCUAAUAAGUGGAAACUUAUCUUGUGGUCUUCGUAAUACUUCUUCAGCUGUUGUCCAGGUAGAAAGCGCUGAAUCUUAUGCAGAUGCUAUUAAAAGUGCUGGAAUUAAUGUUGCAAUAGAGGGGCGCAGAAGUAUAAUAUUGGAGCAAUGUCGCACACUAGCAGAAAGUGUAAAUGGUCGAAUAUUUAUUCCAAAUGGGUUGCUUGAUGAGGUUGUAAAUCUUGUUGAGGCGCCUGUUCCAGUGCUUGGAAAAUUUAAAGAAUCCUUUCUGGAGCUUCCUAAAGAUCUUCUGACUAUGGUUAUGCAAAAGCACCAAAAGUAUUUUGCUGUAUGUGAUGAUAACGGAGGAUUGUUGCCAUACUUUAUUGCUGUUGCAAAUGGAGCAAUCAAUGAAGCUGUUGUAAGGAGAGGAAAUGAGGCUGUGCUUAGGGCUCGCUAUGAAGAUGCCAAAUUCUUCUAUGAGAUGGACAGACAUAAAAGAUUUUCAGAAUUUCGAAAUCAACUGAAGAAUAUUCUCUUUCAUGAGAAACUUGGAACCAUGCUGGAUAAGAUGACUCGUGUCGAAAACAUAGUUGAUAAACUGUGUUCAUUCUUGGAAAUCAGUGAGGGCGUGCAUCUAAUUGUUCAGGAAGCAGCAUCACUUGCUAUGUCUGAUCUGGUCACUGCCGUUGUCACUGAAUUUACAUCGCUUUCUGGAAUUAUGGGGCGUCACUAUGCUCUUGAAGAUGGAUACUCAGAGCAGGUUGCUGAUGCCCUGUUUGAGAUCACCCUUCCUAGAUUUUCUGGUGAUAUUCUUCCCAAAAGUGAUGCUGGAAUAGUUUUGGCAAUUGCUGAUAGAUUAGAUAGCCUGGUUGGUUUAUUUGCUGCUGGUUGUCAACCUAGUUCCGCAAAUGACCCAUUUGGCCUGCGGAGAAUCUCAUAUGGUCUUGUACAGUUGUUGGUGGAAAAGAAUAAAAACCUACAUUUUAAACUGGCUCUGGAACUAGCAGCAAAUGUCCAACCCAUUAAAGUUGAUCCUUGUGUAAUUGAUGAUGUGCAUCAAUUCGUUACUCGGAGAUUGGAGCAGUACCUGGUUGACAAGGGAGUAAGUGCAGAAGUAGUUCGUUCCAUCCUUGCUGAACGGGCAAACUUGCCUUGUCUAGCAGCAAAAUCAGCAUACAAGAUGGAAGAACUAUCAAGAGGCGAGCUUUUCUCAAAAGUUGUUGAAGCAUAUUCUCGGCCCACAAGAAUUGUCCGUGGAAAGGAAGAAGUUCAUAUUAAGGUGGAUGAAGCUGCCUUUGAAACAGAAGAAGAGAGGAGUUUAUGGAGCACUUUCUUGUCUGUUAAGAAAAGAAUUGAUCCAGGUCUUGAGAUUGAUAAAUUUUUUGAAGUUUCAUCUGAAUUGAUACAGCCACUUGAGGAUUUCUUCAACCAUGUCUUUGUGAUGGUGGAUGAUGAUAAAAUCAGAAGGAACAGGCUAGCUAUGCUUAAAGCAAUUGCUGAACUCCCUAAAGGAAUAGCAGAUCUUACAGUUUUGCCGGGAUUUUAAGGAUGAAUUAUUUUGGAGGUUCCAAAGGCCUUAGAAGAGAGAAGCGGUUUUCUUCUCUCUUUUCCUGUUCAUUUUGUGGGUACCUAUACCAUUAUUUUUGCUGGGGGGAAGGAAAAAUUGGUAUUACCAAUUUUGUAUCGUGAUUCAUCAAAUAAAAUUGAUAUGUAAUAUUUUAUGAUGAAUAAUAUAACAUUUGAUGGUUUAGUAGAUUGACUAUGCUA